Messenger RNA from Colletotrichum paranaense, 1581 nucleotides. Its product is annotated as sulfatase. Gene Ontology annotation, molecular function: iduronate-2-sulfatase activity. The transcript is spliced from 3 exons. The record is from RefSeq and is a predicted model, not a curated record. Bases 1 to 1581 code for a protein of 526 amino acids. Gene Ontology annotation, cellular component: cytoplasm. Lineage: Eukaryota; Fungi; Ascomycota; Sordariomycetes; Glomerellales; Glomerellaceae.
AUGGCACCCUCAUCAGAUAUCCCACCUCCAUAUGAACAGCCUGCGAAGCCCAGCGGGCUCAAGGUGGACAAGCCAAAUUUCAUCAUCUUCAUGCCGGACCAGCUUCGCUACGACUCACUCGGCUGCAAUGGCAACAAGACCGUAAAGACGCCCAACAUUGACCGCUUCGCGGCCGAGGGCACCCGCUUCACAAACUGCUUCGUCCAGGCCUCCGUCUGCACGCAAUCGCGGUGCAGCAUGUUCACGGGCAACUACCCGCACGUCACGGGCCACCGCUCCCUCGAGAACCUCAUCAAGCCGUGGGAGCCCAACCUCUUUCGUUCGCUCAAGGAAAAAGGAGGGUACCACGUCGCGUGCCUCGCGCCGAGGGGCGAUACCUUUGCGCCGACGGUGACGGAGCUGUCGCUGGAUGAGUAUGGGUUCCUCGAGACGCCCGAGUUCGUGCCGCGGUUCGCGGGUGGCGGGAACAAGGAGCCCGAGGAUAAGGAAGAUAUCUGGAAGAGGCUGUUUUACAAGGGAUUGAGGAACAAUGAGGAGGCGAUGGAUUAUGAUGAUGCUGUUGUCAAGGGCGCGUUGAAGUGGUUGGAGUGUCCGCCGACGGAUAAACCUUGGGUUUUGUUCAUGCCGCUUAUUUUCCCGCAUUGUCCUUUUCAGGUGGAGGAGCCGUAUUUUUCAAUGUAUGAUCGCGGUGAGAUGGGUGUGCCUACGAAGCCAGACGAUAAGACCGGCUACGAGCCUCGCUACAUGCAGCUCAACCGCGAGCGCUAUGGUACCCACCGCGCGACGCCCGAGAUCUGGGCCGAGGUGAUGGCGACCUACUACGGCAUGAUCUCCCGUCUCGACGACCAAUUCGGGCGCGUCGUGGACAAGACGAAGGCGCUGGGCUACUGGGACUCGACGGUGACGCUGUUCUUCACGGAUCACGGGGAGUACCUCGGCGACCACGGCAUGAUUGAGAAGUGGCCGUCGGGCCUCUCGGACUCGCUGACCCACGAUUCGCUGCUUGUCGGCGGCUGCGGGCUGCCGCGGGGCGUGGUGUACGACGAGAUGGCGGAGAUGGUGGAUCUAGUCCCGACGGUGCUGCAGUUUGCGGGUAUCGGGGAGCAUUUUCCUCACUGCGGCGUCUCGCUCGCGGAGGUGUUGACCUCGGCGGACGCUACGAUGAAGCACAAGGAGUUUGCCUUUUCCGAGGGCGGGUUCCUGACGAGCGAGGAGCCGCUGCUGGAGCAGGCGCCGUACCCGUACGAUAUCAAAGCCGCCUUGCAGCACGAGGACACGACGAUUGUGGGCAAGAGCGUGGCGUGCCGGGACAAGGAGUGGACGUUCGUGUAUCGGCUGUACGAGCCGGCGGAGCUGUAUGAUCGGACUGGGGACCCAGGGGAGCUGCAUAACCUGGCUGAGGUGGGCGAGUAUCAAGAGGUGAGGAGGCGGAUGGAAGGGGUUGUGUUGCGGUGGAUGGUGGCGAGUAGUGAUUUCUUGCCGUGGCAGAAGGACCCGAGGUUUCCUGCUGUGGAGAUGGAGAGUGUUGCGGAUCAGUUUAGGAGACGGGGCGGACGGUUGGAGAAGGACUUUGAGUGCUGA